AAAAUGGAGCGAAAGAAAGGAGAUAGAACGAGUAUAUCUGCUCUCUCUUUUCUGCGGUAUCCCCUCCAUUCAUGCUGCUUGCUCUUGCGUCAAAUCUGGUUGUCAUGGAAACAUAUAGUGUUUACAUCGCGUGUAAAUUCUUCUUAGCACUCCGCAAUUUCGCAUGAAGUUUUAUGCUUUUACGUCAUCUUAAUUCCAGAAAGAAGUAUCCUUUUUGUAUAACACAGCAAUGGAUCUUGAGUUGAGCAAGAUUAUUGUCUCGUUACAAGCAGACGAGAAGAAUCGUCGCAGACAAGCGUUGGAGGAAAUCAUGAAGACCAUAUCUCAGGAAGGAAUGUCAAACAGACUCGACGACGUGAUCAAACUCUGGGAAGGCGUGCACAGAUUUCUAGUUAGGAUGUUGAACGAUAAUACAGAGACGUGUCGAGAUCUGACUGUAGAAAUACUGAUAAUAUUUCUGGAAGCUCUGCCUGUCGACGACAAGCACAUAAUCUACAUUAUACCAAUAAUGUCCAGGCGGCUGGGCGCACAGGAGCAGAUCGAACCGUCGGAAGAAGUGCGGUUGAAAUGCGUGUCUCUUUUGCGAAUGAUAAUAUUAAAGUAUAAGGAUUUGUUGGCGCCAUACAUCCAGGAUGUGACAGGAAUACUGGCGCGCACUGCCAUGGAUAAUUAUCCAAAUGUAAAGAAGGAGAGUUGCAGAUGCAUAUCAGACUACGCUAGAACUCUUCCUAGGCAUUUCUACUCGCAAUCCGAGUAUUUGAUAAAACCAAUCUUAAGCAAUUUUACACACCAGCAUUACAGAGUUCGGCUAGCUGCUGUCAAAGCGAUAGGCGAUGCGCUUCAGUAUGGAAAUAACAAGUCGAUGGAGGAAGUGGCGACACCUUUGGCACAGAGGCUCUUUGAUCAAAGCGGAAUCGUCAGAGAAGCUGUGAUUGAAGUGUCUGGUCGCUGGUUGAUAGAGCUGCCUCACAGAUACAGCUGGUGGCACAGACUUCUACCCUUGAUUUUGACAGGGUUGCACGACGAGCUCGCGGAAAUCCGUGUGAAAGCGGCAGAUAUGUGGGAUGCCGCGGGAAAAUUGUACAUGGAGGAAAACGAGAAUGAUGCAAAGUUGAAGGAUAAAAUGGACUUUCUUACUGAAGACCCAGAGCAUUAUCCUCCAGGAAUUCCUAGACCGAACUUAGGAUGCCGUGAGAUUGCGCAGCAGAAUCUGUCCAAGCUUGUUAAUGGCAUUAGCACCGAGCUCGGAGAUUGGUUGCCGGACAUACGUGUGCGUUCUGCACAAUUGCUCUGUGUAUUGAUAUUGAAUGUGGAGCAGAACGUUACGCAGCAUAUUGAAAAGCUCUUGCCGCCUAUGUAUCGGGCUUGCAAUGACGAGGACAAGAGAGUUGUGCAUUGUGUGGAAACGGCGGCGCAAUAUCUAGGCUAUUUCGUGGAUCCGAAAAUUUACUGCCAUUUGGUGCUACCUACUUUGGAGGAGUCUCUGACAGCCGGACACUUGUGUGUUUUCGCGGCGAUUAUCAGCGGUAGCGAACGGAAAGCUCUCUCGCUACAGCUUCACAAAAUCGCAAACUUCUUGCAACAGCCGUAUAUCUGCCAAAGCAAAAAGAGCAACUACCAACGUCAAGUACUAUCCUGCUGCAACUCUCUUCUCUCAGUUUGUAAAGAGGACUGCAUAUCGAUCACUCAAGCUUUAUUUACCGUGAUAUUCACCACGUAUGCGAUGAGCGUGGAAUCUUCCGUUCGCAAGGAAGCAGACAGACUUCUGGAGGUGCUCGUUGAAAUAAACUCGCUAAAAGACACCGAGGAUCUCUUCUACGAUCACAUAAAGCCACUGAUAGCAUCGAUUCACGACGACUGCGCCUCGUGGUCAGUGUACAGCGCGGAAUCGCAAAUUUUCUGCGCUUCUUUGAGCCGCGCCGGAAUCGCCAUGGCGUGCAACAUGGACCUCAUGUUACUCAUUCUCAAGAAAACCAUGAGCAAGGACGCCGAUCCCGAGCUAAAGCUGCGACACUUUAUUUUGCUUUCCGAGUACUUCUCGAACAAUCAGAAUUUAUAUCAAUACAUUGAAGAUUUGCAUAAAUUUGUGAGCACGAUUCUCGAGGAAUUGAUUAUACCUGCACUCAUUUGGACCGCCGGCAGGGCGGCUGAAACUAUCCGCACAGCCGCAGUUUGCUGCCUCUGCGCCAUUUUGCAGAACAAAAUAAUUAAUCCCGAUGAGAAGACUGAAAUUAACGAAGCGGAUUCGUCUGCGAAUCGAGAGAAUGAGAAACCUAGAAUAUCCAUCACAGUAGAGCAGUUUCCAUCGAUCUUCGAUAAAAUCGUGCCCGUCCUCGUCAGUCUAGUGGACGAUAAAGCGAAGAAGACUAGAUUAUACUCCAUGCACGCCAUUUGUUUAUUGAUAUCAGUUGGACAAAAGCUAUCUUGUCUAAACGAUCAACACAUCCAUAGCACAUAUCCGGUAAUAUUGAAAAGACUCGACGAUGGUUGCGACGACAUUCGCUAUGCUGCUGUGGAAGCACUUGUGGAUGUGUGGAACGCUGCACCUGAAAAUUACGACACUGUCGUCUGCAGAAGUCACAUCGACGCUCUGUACACAACGAUGAUUAUUCACCUGGACGAUCCGGAGUCUCGUUUCCAAGAGAUAAUGCUAGAUGCAUUAAAACACGUUGCAAAGAUUUAUCCCGAGUUCCUGCAACAAAAAUUGCAUAACUGCCGACCAAAUUUUAGGAAUAAAGUAGGAGUAGACGCACUUUUGGAAUAUUGCCAAGCGAUGUCUGACCCUACGGGUGAUCAUGUAGAUGCGUUGGAAGAAGAGUUGGAAGUGGAAUCCAAUUAUAAGCCUCCACCGGAGAAGACCAUCGAGCAGAUCCUGGAGGCGGAUAAAGAGGACGAGAGUCUGCGCAAGUAUAAGGAAACGCUUUUGGGAGAAGCAAAGUCUGGUGGUAUCAUAGUAGAUCCAAGUGAUCCUAGAAAAGUAAUAGUAAAGAAAUUAGCGCUAUGCGUCGUCGAUCGACCAGAUAUGGAGCUGGACUUGACUGGUGAUUUAACUCAGUUGAAAAAACAAACGUUUGUCAUCAAGGAGGGCGUAAGCUAUAGAAUCAGGAUUGAUUUUAUCGUGCAACGCGAGAUAGUACAUGGAUUGAAAUAUGUUCAGAAGACCUAUCGCCUUGGCAUGCCCGUGGACAAGAUGACGCAUAUGGUAGGCUCGUAUCCUCCCAAAACAGAACUCCAGUCUUACACAACUCCGGCCGAGGAUGCGCCCGCUGGUGUCAUGGCGCGAGGUUCCUAUAGCGUCAGUUCUCUCUUCACGGACGACGACAAACACGAACAUCUCAAAUGGGAAUGGGCGUUCGAAAUUAAGAAAGAUUGGAAAGAAUAAGCCAGCCUUCCAUUCCGCUUGGACAUAAAGGAGCCGGAGAGACGAUAAUUACAACUCCUAGCCUUACUACUUUGCAAGUAAUAAUUAAGAACAUGAAAUGCCAAAAUAGACUUGAAAGAAUAAUUUUUAAUGUUCUUUAGUUGUGGUCGGUGUUGCCAUAAAAGAAUUAAUUACUUAUAUAUAAAUAUAUAUUUUAAGUAACAAAAAGAGAAAGAGUAUAAACGGUAAUUUAUUAAAAAUUUUCUUCGGUUGGAUAUUUGAUCAUAGAAGUAGAUUUCGAGAAUUGCAAAGUACACACACAUAUUUUAGUCACUAGUACAAGUGUAGUAAUUACUUAAACGAUGCACGAUGUGACAAAUCAGUAUUUCCGGAAUGAUGAGUGUUAGAUGCAUAACAUGCAGAAGUAAAGUUUACAGUGAAUGUUACAAUUACAUACUAUGGUGAUCUACUAAUAUAUAUAUAUAUAAAAAAAUAAAGUGCUCUAACAGAAAAUAUUUAGAGAAUAUUUGUACAACAUGGUUUUUGGAUGUAAGAAUCAGAUUUGAUAACUGUACAUUUAUUACGUAUUCGAUAUUUUACGCAGUGUACAAAAUCAUAUGCUAACUAUUUAUUGGUUUAAAAAAUUGAUAAAAGAAAUUGUAAGAAAGACAGUCACAGUGCUCUUAUUUUAUUUUAUUUUAUUUCCAUACGAGAAUAUUCUUAAACAGCAAUAUUAUGUCGGUCGUAAACUUUUAAUAUUAUCUUGAAAAGUAGAUACAUUAAUAUUGCAUUAUUAUAAUCUAUAUUAUAUUAAUUACUAACCUCGUAAGCAAGAUAAAUUCUCUAGCAUCUUGUGAAAUGAUUGACACGAGUUUUUGCAUACAAUAAUUAUGGCCAUACUAUUAUUUACAAUAAUUAAAUGUAAUGCAAUAGAUAAAAGAGAUUUUGAAAAAGUCUCUGCGUUAAUAAAUUUUAAUAGGUUUACAUAAAUAGGAAGACUAUUCGUUUCAGAUCGAUGUUAUAUUUUUCCUAUUCAUACGUAUGAGUACACAUUUCCAUCCAAAAUUGAUUGAACUUUCUGCUGUCUAAAAAAAGCUCUCGAUAGAUAAUGCUAUAAAUAAUUAUAAUUAAUUUUUUAUCAUUGCCCGAUAGAGUGAUAAUACUAUUUCUUUAUGUUAUAAUCGUUUCUAUUGCUAUAAUGCAUUUAAACGGCUAAUAUAUUAACUUAUGAUUGUAUUGAAUAUCUGAUGAAUAUGUGAAUGCUAUGUGCACUUUUCAGUAAUGAAAAUAUGCUAUAAGAACGAUUAUAAUAUCUCGUUUUAUACAUACUUUUUCUAGUUGCCAGCAAUUACUAUCGGAUAACAUUAACAUAAAUGCAUAUGUGUGUGCACUGAAAAUUCCAACAACCAUGUUCUUCACAAGAGUAUAUCGUAGCAAAUGUCACAGAAUAAUUAGAAUCGUUGAGAAGAAUCCCAAUCACCCCAGAAAUCGCGCACAUCACCGAGAACUAAUCCGUGUAAAAAUGUGUAUAUCGUAUGGCCAUGUUUAGAGCCUGUGGUGUUUUCACAAUAGUCGUACCAAUCGAUCGUGUAAGCUAGGAUUGCUGCGCAUUUGUAUGAUAAUGAAUGAUGACCAGAGGAAGAAUAUAUUAGAAUAGACGUUUUGUACCUUUACUACGAGCUUCAAGAGAGAAA
Molecule: messenger RNA, 5055 nt
Organism: Linepithema humile (Argentine ant)
Lineage: Eukaryota; Metazoa; Arthropoda; Insecta; Hymenoptera; Formicidae
Source: RefSeq, a predicted model, not a curated record